Messenger RNA from Drosophila virilis, 492 nucleotides. RefSeq lists its product as uncharacterized. The record is from RefSeq and is a predicted model, not a curated record. Lineage: Eukaryota; Metazoa; Arthropoda; Insecta; Diptera; Drosophilidae.
AACAUAUUUAUUUUCAGUGCAUAAAGCAUACCACGUGCUGCUCUCUGUUGGCUAUCAAACACCUGAUUAAAUAUUCUUUGGUACCAGCAAAUACGAAAAAUCUGUUUCUUUGUUUCGACGCCUAUUUGAUACAAUAAAGUCAAAACAUGUUGGCCAACUUGUGUCAGUCGUUAUCUGUAAACUCUCAAAAUGGGCUGUGUCAAAGUUCUGAUAUUGUUGACGGCGAUAAUAUAUUGCCUGCGACAUCAGGUUGCUGCUGUCACUUGUGAUGUGGCACCGCUGGAUCCUAAUUGUGUUAGCUGCAUCCUCAAUCCCACAAAUACAGAGUGCAUUACAAGCACAACAACAGCAACAACAACAGCUGCAACUGUGAUAAGCACCACCAAGAAGUCGCGACGCCGCCGAAUUAGAACAUUAUUGUCGAGCUUUUUUCAAAGGAUUCAGCAAAGAUUCCAACAAAUUAAAAAUAAAUUGAAUCCCAUAAUUCCUUAA